AUGGCAUGGUACUGGAGCGCCAAAUCACUUGGCGUCACGUCUCCGUCGGAACUAGACGAAAGUGGUAACAAGCCGAAGCUUCCCAUGCCACCAGCCAUCCCACCAGAGAAAAUUCCCAUAUUAUUGUUACCGGCAUUACCUGUUCUGUUCGCGCUGGUAGCGUGCGCGGCGGCGGGCGCCGUGCGGCCCAAGCGCGGUGUCCUCAGCGGCCUCCACUCGCCUGGCGGCCUUGCGUCCAGCGGCUACGGCUACGGCGGCCCAGCGUUGGCACCCGCGCUGAGCUACUCCGCGCCCUCCAUCAGCUACUCAGUCGCGCCGAGCUCGCUCGGCCUUGGCGCCGGUUCCGCGCUGGGCUUGGGCGCCGGGCCCGCAAUAGGCCUGGCCACCGGGCCCGCAAUAGGCCUGGCAGCGCCCGCUCCGGCCGCGCGCAUCGUGACGGUCAACAGGCUCGUGAACGUGAACCGCGUGGUGAGCGUGCCGCAAGUCGUCCACGUGCAGAAAGUGGUAUCGGUACCGCAGGUGAUAUCGGUCAACAAGCUAGUGGCGGCCCCGGCGCUGUCCGCGCCCGGCUACGGCGGCUGCGCGGCCGGCCGCUGCGGCGCCGCUCUGGGCGCCGGCUGGUGA
This is a messenger RNA of Pararge aegeria (speckled wood butterfly), 624 nucleotides long. Its product is annotated as cuticle protein 16.5-like. NCBI's taxonomy places the organism in Eukaryota, Metazoa, Arthropoda, Insecta, Lepidoptera, Nymphalidae. The coding region runs from base 1 to 624 and encodes 207 amino acids. The transcript has 2 exons. The record is from RefSeq and is a predicted model, not a curated record.